Molecule: messenger RNA, 2417 nt
Organism: Epinephelus lanceolatus (giant grouper)
Lineage: Eukaryota; Metazoa; Chordata; Actinopteri; Perciformes; Serranidae
Product: noelin-2-like
Biological process (GO): signal transduction
Source: RefSeq, a predicted model, not a curated record
UCAGCCACAGCAUCUUACUGCCAGGCGAAGGAAGGAGUCCAGGAAACACACACACACACAGAGAUCAGUAGGACCUAACCAGCUGUUUCCAGGAACAUCUCCUGCAGCCUGAGCUGAGCGUUGGAUGUUUGGACUUGAUGCAUCAUCACAUGGAGGCAUCUGGAGCAGCUUGUGCUCCAGGAUUUAUUCUCUAACCUGUGGCAGUGUAGGAGCGCAGACUUCAGCAGUGGGACGAUCCCGGCUGUGGUUUUUUGGAUUCUAGAGCUGAGAACUCAUGAGCAUGUACACAACAUUUUACCUGUAGCGUCAUGUUGUGUGCCCUCUGUUUUUUAGCAUGACUGCUGUCAACAGUUUAGACUGUGUGUAAGAGCCAUCCAGAGUUUCUGUUUGUGUGUGUGUUGUGUGUGAAUGUGUGUGUGUCAGGAUGAGUGUUCCCAUGUUGAAGAUCGGUGCGGUGCUCAGCACCAUGGCUAUGGUAACUAACUGGAUGUCCCAGACUCUGCCGUCGCUGGUCGGACUCAAUGGAACCGUCAUUUCCUCUGAAGGCACACAUGAGCGAAUCGUCAGUGGUUUGUACCCAGGCUCAGAGGAGGGCUGGCAGGUGUACAGCACGGCCUCAGAUCCUGACGGCAGGUGUGUUUGCACGGUGGUCGCUCCGGCACGAAACCUCUGCAAACGAGACCCUCGGAGUCGACAACUACGCCUGCUGACUGAACAGGUUCAGAAUGUGAGUCAGUCUAUGGAGGUGGUAGACCUGCGAACAUCCAGAGACCUGCAGUAUGUCCGAGACUCUGAGCCGCUGCUGAGAGGAGUGGACGGACGUUUACACACUUACGUCGCCAACCCCCGCACUCUGACGGCUAAGGGCCUGCAGGAGCUAAAGGGCCAGAUGUCUCAGCUACGACCCCUACUGUCAGUGGUGGAGCAGUACAGAUUGGACCUUCAGACACUGGCCACCCUGCGAAUGGAGCUCCUCAACCUGUCAGUCAUCCUGACAUCCAUUCAGGAAGAGAUCGGAGCGUACGACUAUGAGGAGCUUCAGCAGAGGGUUUUACUGCUGGAGACCAGGCUUCACAGCUGCAUGAACAAACUUGGUUGUGGUCGUCUGACUGCAGUUAGUAGCCCAAUCACCGUGAGAGCCUCAGGGUCCCGCUUUGGCUCCUGGAUGACUGAUGCCAUGAUUCCCAGCUCUGACAGCAGGGUGUGGUCCAUGGACGGCUACUACAAGGGCAGGCGUGUGUUGGAGUACAGAACCAUGGGGGAUUUCACAAAGGGGCAGAACUUUGUGCAGCAUCUGUUGCCCCACCCCUGGGCAGGAACUGGCCACGUGGUGUACAAUGGGUCACUCUACUACAACAAACACCAGAGCAACAUCUUGGUUCAGUACCAUUUCCGCUCUCGCAGUGUGUUGCUCCAGCGCAGCCUGAGUGGAGCUGGCUACAACAACACCUUCCCCUACAGCUGGGGAGGAUCCUCUGACAUCGACCUCAUGGCGGAUGAGAUGGGCCUGUGGGCGGUAUACACCUCCAUCCCAAAUGCUGGAAACAUUAUGGUGAGUCGUCUGGACUCCCGCUCGCUGGAAAUCAUCCGCAGCUGGGACACGGGGUUUCCUAAGCGCAGCGCAGGGGAGGCCUUCAUGAUUUGCGGUACCCUGUAUGUCACCAACUCUCACCUGGCCGGGGCCAAGGUACACUUUGCCUACCACACCAACUCCUCAACGUACGAGUACACUGACAUCCCCUUCCAUAACCAGUACUCCCACAUCAGCAUGAUGGACUACAACCCCAGAGAGAGAGCGCUGUACACCUGGAACAACGGACACCAGGUGCUCUACAACGUCACACUGUUUCACGUCAUCAGGAGUGACGGAUAGAUCAACACGCUGGAUAGGCUAAAAAAAAAAGAGAGGGAGUAUUUGGGUCGUUAAAGGGUGAUGCAACUUACAACACACACAUACACAUGCACACACAAUGGCCAUCCACAUCAACGGGAAAAUGAGAACUGUCUGUGUUUGAAUUUGAAUGACUUCUAGACUACGAGAGCUCACAGAGCUAAUAACUAGACACAAAACACAGUUGUCGAACACAUGCCUAAAGGUCACAGACAAGAGUAUUCAUCAUGGAGAAGAAGAAUAUUAACUGCUUCUGCUACAGGGACGCUGUUAGAACGAAGUCAGACAGUUUGAGCUCAUCCAUAUUCUGUUGCGUUUUAUUCCACUUGUGUCUCAAGAAGUAAUUUUGGAAGUUGAGGUCGAUCGUUGAAAAAAAAAAAAUGCAGCUCGUGAAAUGAAUUUCAACUCUCUUCAAACUUCGAGCUCUGGUGAUGGACCUGACGGAGAUAUUCUGGGUUUGUGAUGUGAUCGUGGAAGUGUUCAGUCAGCAUGGUUGUUCAUUCAAUAAACAUUACUGUCAAACUUU